UAGCGAUCGUAAAAUCAACUUCUAAAUCAAAUGAAAAAUAGUGAAAGGAAGUUGAAAGGGCAUCAUAAUAGUAAGUUCAUGGAUUUUUAAUAGGCUUAAUAGUUCGAAUUCUAAAUGUCAAAAAAAAAGCAAACUAAAGGGAGAAGAAGGUAUAAAAGGAAUUUAAAAAAGGCAAUAGAAGUUUCGCAUUAGCAGUAAACUCAAUUAGCUGAUGGCUACUACGAGGUGGAGUCAAUUUAAAAAAUUAGGAGUUUUGGUAAAUAUGAUCUGAGAUUUUAUAUAAAGUGGAAAGGUUGGGAAGAUACCGAUAACACAUGGGAGCCUUUUUAAAAUGUUAGAAACUGCUACUUCAAUUUAAAAGAGUUUUAUGAUAAAUAUAAUGAUAAUAAAAAAAUGACAGGUUCAGAUGCUUGGAAGACUUUUGUGGGUUGUUUAAGGCGUGAGAAUUUAUUAGAUGAAAAAGGGAAAUUCGUAGAAACUAUAAAACGCAAAUACAACAAAAGAAAGCGGGCAUUGUUAAAGGGCUCAAGUGAUAAUGAAAAUGAGACAGAUAGUGAUGAAAAUAAAUCAUCUGAAAAUAAAGAAUAAACUAGUUACGAUAGCAUUGUACAUAAAACAUAGCAGUUAGCAGGACUUAAGUUCGAAGACAAUUAAGAUGAAAACAAUCAUAACAAUAGAAAUCAAGAUAAAAGCUAUAGGGAUAGAGAUGGCAUUAGAUUGAGGAAAAAAAUAACAAAAAUGAAAAAGAAAAAUAUUUAAAAUGGAUAAUAGAAUAAAGAUGGCGAUAGUGAUUAGGAAGACAAAGUAGAUAAAACUAUUGAGAAGAGGAAACGUAAAUAGUAUCAAAAAAGAAAAUCUCUAAGCGAUUAAUUUAAAGAUGAAGGCGGUUUAUCUACGAAAGCAAAGAAGUUAAAAAGAACAUAUUCAUCCACUCAAUCGAAAAAAGAAAAAAGAAAUAAUGAUGACAAUGCUUUGCAAUAAAAUUAACAAUAAAUAUAAAUAUAAUAAUAAGAUAUAGACCUUAAAAUAGAAGAAUAAGAUGAAGCAGAUAUAGACGGUAUCUUUAAUGAGUUAGGCGCCAAUUCUAAGAAUUUAUAAAAUAUAGUUGCAUCAAAUGAAUAGAAAGGCAAUUCUUUAGUUAAAAAUAAAACUCAAUUUUCCGAAGAAGCUUCAAAAAGAGAUACUUCAAAAGAUGGCAAUGAAAAAUAUAUCGCAUCGAAUUCUUAAAUUGAAAGCUAAAAGCAACUCAAAGAAAGGGAAACAAAUAGUGGAUCUAAUCUAUCUGAUGCAUAAAAAUAAAUAAAAAACCAAGGUAAAGAUUUCAGUGAUGAAGAGGGAGAAAAUGAGGAGUAUGAUGACGAUGAAGAAGGAGAAUAAGAUGUAGAAGAUGAAGAGGAAGAAGGAGAAUUAGAAGAAGGAUUAAAUGAGGAAGAGAAAGAAUAAGAUAAUGACAAUAAUAACAAUGCAGGAUAUGAAGAAAAUGAGUUACAAAAAUAGAAUUCUUUAAAUUUUAAAAGAGAUUUUGCAUAAUUGUAAAAUCAAAAUUAGCUGGAAGGGAGUGAGUUAGAAUCAAAUCUUUAAAAAAAAAGAAAAAAAGAAACUAAUGACUUAAAUUCUACACAUGUUUUAUUAGAACAAAAGGAAGUUCUAGCUUCUCUAUAAGAAUUAGAACACUAACAAUAACAAUAGAGGUAUAUGCAUGUUGAAAACAAUCCAUUUGGAUCAAAUAAUAACAUCGAAUCAGAACUCCUUCAUAACGAAACAACAUAAAGGAACAAGUUUAAGAUUAUUAAUCAACUUGAAGAUGGUAGUAUUUCGGAAGGAAAUGGCCCUCUGAAAAAUUAAAUGAUUAGUUCAUUUGAUAAUUUUAAUAAUAGAGAGUAGAUUAAUAGCGAAUAAUAUUUAGAUAAAUAAAGUCCAACUGGUUUAUCUAAUCUUCAUUUUAGUGAUUAGUAAAGGAAUAUACAACUUAGGAACUCUCUUUCUCAUUAAAGCUAUUUUAAUAAUAAUAAUAAUAAAAUAUUUUGGUAAAACACUGUAAUUCAAUAGGAUAUGAUAUCAUCUGUUUAGGAAUAGUAACCUAUUGUUUAAGGUUCCGGAAUAUAGAGAAUUAUUUAAGAUAAAGAUAAAGCUAAAUAUUUUGAAGAUAAAUAAUAUAAUCAGCUAUUAUAAUAAUAAAAUUAAUAUUCUAGCUUUCCUCAUAUAGAAAAUUAAUAAAAUAUAUACUCAAGCAAAUUAAAUAUAAAUGCCUAAAAAUAGUUAAACGGGAACUCACCAAUUAUGAUUGAAGAUGACGAAGAAGAGAUAGUUGAAAAUUCAGAACUUCAAUACAAGUUACAUAACGAAAGAGAUGACAAAGAUAAAUUUACUAAAAUUCGCUUAGUUAAAAAGCAUGACUCUGUAGAAAUUUAAGACACUUAGCCAUAUAAACAUAUUACACAGUACUUAGAUGAACUGCAAUAGAAAAGAAUACGCCCUAGUAAUUAUAAUGACAUCCAAGGGCAGUUAGGCGGUUUAUCUAAAAGUUUGCAUGAAUUAAGCUAAUAUAACUAGCCCGAAACAAAAUAGCAAUAUUAAAAGUAUAAAAAAGAAUUAUAGCAAAUUCAAUAAAAUAAUAAAAAUGGAAUUUAAAAAUAAAAUUCAAAUCAGAAUUUAAAUAACAAUGGAUCAUAAAACAAUAUUCCACAAUUUAAUGAACAAACAUAUGAAUAGUUUAUAAUUAGCUAAUAUUAGGAAAUAAAGCACCUCAAAAAUCCAGAAGUAAAGGAUCCUUAAAAAUCUAUAAAAUCAUUGUAUGAAGGUAAUUUGUGUCUUAAAGAUGAACCAAAUAGAAUUAUAGCAAUGGAUAUACAUCCUUACUUGAUAGGGUAGUAUAUUUUUAAAGUUACUUGGGCUCCUCGUAAAAAAAAAGACUAACUUAUAAGUAGCUGGGUUGAAGGUGAUAAGCUCAAAUUAAAAUAUCCUAAUUUAGUUAUUGAAUUUUAUGAGUCUUUUAUUCGCUUUGUUGAUUGA
Messenger RNA from Tetrahymena thermophila SB210, 3012 nucleotides. RefSeq names its product chromodomain protein. The transcript is spliced from 3 exons. Lineage: Eukaryota; Ciliophora; Oligohymenophorea; Hymenostomatida; Tetrahymenidae. Gene Ontology annotation, biological process: heterochromatin formation. The record is from RefSeq and is a predicted model, not a curated record.